Messenger RNA from Drosophila willistoni, 838 nucleotides. Its product is annotated as homeobox protein Hox-A1. The transcript is spliced from 2 exons. The coding region runs from base 38 to 796 and encodes 252 amino acids. The record is from RefSeq and is a predicted model, not a curated record. NCBI's taxonomy places the organism in Eukaryota, Metazoa, Arthropoda, Insecta, Diptera, Drosophilidae.
AAUCUCAAAGCCUUCACGUCGUCAGAAAUCUCAAAAAAUGCUUAAACCAUAUCAGUGGGCCUUGGCCAUAGUGUUGCUGUUUGCCUGUAUCAAUUGGGUGACAAAUGCAUCACCACGUCAUGGCCACCACGCCCAACGGCGGCCAAACGCAACGCGUAUUACUCCAGCUCAAAUUCAUCAGGUGCACGGGCAUAAUCAUCAUCAUCAUCAUCAUCACGUGCACCAUAAUCAGACUUGGAAUCAAGGAGGCAAAGUCAAUCAUACUCUGAGUGCACCGGGUUGGCAGGUUGGUCACGGCAAUGCUAGUCAACCUUGGCCAGUUGGUCAGAGGAAUGCCAGUUGGACGGAUUCGACCCAUCACCCGGGGCAAGCACCAACUUAUCCCACACAAUCCAUAGGGGGCGGGACUUUUAAUCAAACUUCUUGGCAUCCUGCUGGAUCAACCACCAAUCAGACUCAAUAUGCUUGGCCUCAGCAGGCGGCACAGCCAGACGCCUUUGCGACAGCAUCAUUUCCCUUAGGUAUUCCCAUUCCAGGCAGUGUGUGGUCGGCACCACAGGCCCCGGCAGCUGCACCACCACAACCUUUAUUGCCUGCUCCUGGCUAUAAUUCAACCUUAAAUGGAACCUUGUUCAACUCAAAUGGAACAUGGACCGCCCAGAAUACGACUAGUUCUCCUCUUGUUGGUAACCAACAAUUGGCCGCCCUCUCACCCCCAAAUGCUGCUUCAAACGCCGUUGUUCCAUCAAAACCAAAUAAUGCCAGCUCCAAUCCGUAUGCAAAUCUCUUCAAUUAAACAAACUGCCCCAAAUAAAGUUACAAAAUCAAGACGACAAAA